AUGAGCAAUCAGGCGUCCACCGAAACUCAUCAUAUCGAGCCAUGGAAACUCACGGCUUCUGAAGCUCUUGGGAAGAUCCAGGCAAAUGAGACUUCAGUCCAAGAGUAUGCCGAGUCCUUAUUUGAGAGAAUCAAGGCACGCGACGAAGACGUCAAAGCGUGGGCUUACCUGGACGAGAAGAGGGUCAUGCAGGAAGCAAAGCUUCUAGAUGAGAUCCCUAAGAAAGAUAGAGGACCUCUUCAUGGACUUCCAAUCGCCGUAAAAGAUGUCAUUUACACAAAAGACAUGCCUACUCAGUUCAACUCGCCACUAUACGAUGGCCAUUUUCCCGAGACAGAUGCUGCUUCCGUACGAAUCCUUCGUCAUGCUGGUGCCCUCAUCUUCGGUAAAACAACUACGACUGAGUUCGCUGCUAUCCAUGUCGGCCCCAAGACUCACAAUCCUCAUGACCCUCUACGCACCCCAGGCGGAUCGUCCAGCGGCUCCGGAGCUGCUGUUGCCGAUUUUCAAGCUCCCAUGGCUCUUGGGACACAGACAGGCGGCUCCCUGAUCCGCCCCGCGUCAUUCAAUGGGAUCUAUGGGUUCAAGCCAACCUGGAACUCUGUGUCUCGCGAAGGUCAGAAGAUAUAUGCUCUUAUGUACGACACUCUUGGAUGGUAUGCACGAUCUAUCGAAGAUCUGAUCCUCCUGGCCAAUAUCUUUGAUCUUCGAGACGACGAAGACGACGAUCUGUCUUUUCAAGGCAUCGCAGGUGCACGUUUCGCAAUCUGCAAGACGAGCAUCUGGCCCAUGGCUGGUCCUGGAACGCAAAAAGCUCUCGCCCGCGCUGCAGAUCUUCUUAGAUUACACGGGGCAAAAGUUGAAGAAAUUAACCUCUCUGCUGAGUUCGAUGAUGUGCCAGAGUGGUAUCGUAUUGGGCUUCACACCGAGGGCCGUACCUCUUUCCUACCAGAGUAUCGAGUUGGAAAGGACCAGAUCGGCCAAGUCUUGAUCGAGCACGUCGAGAACGCCGACAAUUUCACUCACAAAACGCAACUAAUGGCUAGCGAUAGCUUGGCUGCCAUGAGGCCUGUAUUCGACUUUAUUGCCUCACAGUAUGCAGCCAUCAUCACACCGAGUGUACCAGACGAGGCCCCUGUUGGUCUGAAGACUACAGGAAGCCACAUUUUCUGCGCAAUGUGGAGUGGCCUUCAUGUCCCAGUCCUGAAUGUGCCAGGCUUCAAGGGUGACCACGGCAUGCCCAUCGGUCUUUCCCUCGUCGCACCACGAUAUCGUGACCGCCACCUCUUGGAAGUCGGCAAAGCGGUCGGUGAAAUCUUUAAAGCCGAAGGUGGUUGGAAGAACAAGUUGGGCGACGGAAAGACAAGGGGACCAUGCUAA
Molecule: messenger RNA, 1380 nt
Organism: Fusarium mangiferae
Lineage: Eukaryota; Fungi; Ascomycota; Sordariomycetes; Hypocreales; Nectriaceae
Exons: 4
Coding region: 1-1380 (459 amino acids)
Molecular function (GO): catalytic activity
Source: RefSeq, a predicted model, not a curated record